AUGUGUCCAAGUGACGUCGCGUCGUCCCAAGGGCAAACUGCGGCCGCGGAAUUACAGCUGCUCAUCCGCAGUAGUGGCAUUAAUCGUCACGCGUACACGCGUCGAGGAGAACGGACCUCAGUUUGUUUGCAGUGGCCGUCUACCUUGGGUGCUGGCUGCAGCGGGGUACGGGCCUGCUUUCGUACAAUCCUCGAGAAAGGCCAGUGCGACACGUCUGACGUGACGUAG
Rangifer tarandus platyrhynchus (Svalbard reindeer) is the source of this 228-nucleotide messenger RNA. NCBI's taxonomy places the organism in Eukaryota, Metazoa, Chordata, Mammalia, Artiodactyla, Cervidae. The record is from the annotation of a GenBank genome assembly.